Messenger RNA from Mugil cephalus (flathead mullet), 1723 nucleotides. RefSeq names its product SH2 domain containing 7 (gene sh2d7). The record is from RefSeq and is a predicted model, not a curated record. The coding region runs from base 135 to 1424 and encodes 429 amino acids. Gene Ontology annotation, cellular component: cytoplasm. NCBI's taxonomy places the organism in Eukaryota, Metazoa, Chordata, Actinopteri, Mugiliformes, Mugilidae. The transcript has 6 exons.
CGGGCGAGUCGAGAUAAAGACAAUGACAGCAUUCAUUCACCCACAGACGCCAACAGCCAUAGUCAAAUGAGACAGGUCCACUUCCUCUGGGAGACGUGUCCGUCCGCCGUCACACCGCAGAGAGGACGGAGAGGAUGGAGAGGAGGUCGGCCGAGGAGCUGCUCCCGGACGCCGCGGAGGGAGGCCUGAAGGAGCUGGUCCUGAGGUGGUUCACCGAGACCCAGGCACCGGUCAUCCUGCACAACGGGAACUUCCCGGACUGGUUCCAGGGCCUCGCUGCCAGAAAAGACGCUGAGGAUCUGCUGAGAGAUAAACCUCUGGGAUGUUUUCUCAUCCGCCUCAGUGAUAAAACCAUCGGCUACAUCCUGUCCUACAAGGGCCACGACAGGUGCCGCCAUUUUGUCAUCAACCAGGAUCAGGACGGACACUUUGUCAUAGCAGGAGACUGUCAGAAGUACGGCAGCCUGCCCGAGCUCAUCGAGCACUACAAGGUCAGCCCCAUCCAGCCCUUUGGAGAAUACCUCUCCUCCAGCUGCUACCAGGUGGAGACUGAUGAGUUGUACGACGUGGUGAGCUAUAAGUAUAAGAGGGAUUCUGGGGUGAGCGUCCAAGCUCUUCGGGCCCUGUGGGACCAGAAGAACUCACCUCAGGUCCAUCCUGGGAACAAUGAAAGGACUCAGCAGAACAAAGAUCCUUCUAAAGCUCACCCACCAACGCUUCCACCCAAAUCCAACAACAGGAAACUGACAGGAACAGUGUCUGUAGACGCAGUGUCUCUGUCACAGGCUCUGCCUCCGGUACCAAAAAGAGGAAUGCCUCCGGCCUUCGCUCUGAGCGGAUCUCUGCCCGACACGACUUCCCAUCCAGACGAGACGGAUUCAACCAGAGCAGAGGGACUCACAGGAAGCACAGCAUCGGGAGAUCUCAGCCCAUCUGGCGUCAUGUACUCUGAGGUGCCCCACGUGGAGAGUCGGAGCAGAUCUUUACCGCAGCUGGACAACAGCAACAUGGAGGAGGACGAGUACUCCAACCAGACCAGCAGCCUCCCCUUCACGCCGACCGCCCCCACCAAGAAGGUCACCUGCCACACCUACUCCCUCCACGCCCCCGGUGAAGAUGUGAGGUCGAAGUCAGAGCCGCCAGGUGAUGACCCGGACACGCUGAAGUCCAACCCUCUGUACCACAGCUCAGAGAGGCCUGAAGGGGGCUCGGCUCAGCGGGGGGAGGAAAUGUACGCCGAGGUUCCCGGGGUGUUGUCACCCACUGGGCCGGCGGACAACACCUACGAGCAGAUCCCUGGAGAACCUGGUCCAGGAAACACCUACGAGUCACUGGAGGAUAUGAAGGUCAAGAAGAACAAACACACCUGGGGAAAAAAUAACAUUAAAUGGAUGAAAUUCCUCCCUGAAUACAAGAAGAAAUGAAAGGUGGAGUUCCUCAAGGCGCCGCUCUGGGCCUCCUGGUUUUCAUUGUUUCAUUUGAACAACAUGAAAGUUGCCUUCUCUUUGUUCUCCACUUAAUUAUGUGUCAAAAUGGGAUAAAAUGAAAGAAUAUAUAAGAGGUAUUAGUUGCUGAGAUGUGCAGAAUAAGGACAUAUCGCCAUUUAAUCGCAUUCUUUUCUUCUGAUCAUAUAUUCAUUGCAAUAAGUUCUUGAUAGUGUCUGAUAGUGUCUGACAUUGUACAGUUUUCCACAUGUGAUGUAAUAUUUUCAAUAAAACUCAUG